Messenger RNA from Antechinus flavipes (yellow-footed antechinus), 2324 nucleotides. RefSeq names its product LHFPL tetraspan subfamily member 4 (gene LHFPL4). Gene Ontology annotation, biological process: gamma-aminobutyric acid receptor clustering; sensory perception of sound. Gene Ontology annotation, molecular function: GABA receptor binding. Gene Ontology annotation, cellular component: postsynaptic membrane; plasma membrane; inhibitory synapse. The record is from RefSeq and is a predicted model, not a curated record. The transcript has 4 exons. Lineage: Eukaryota; Metazoa; Chordata; Mammalia; Dasyuromorphia; Dasyuridae. The coding region runs from base 763 to 1599 and encodes 278 amino acids.
GCUGCCGCCAACGCUGAAGCUGCAGCCGAUGCCGCCGCCGUCGUGGCCCCGGAGCCGAGGUGCUUAGGGUCCUCCCGCCCCUGGGCCUGGGUCCGGCGCACGCGGCCUCCUACCCCAGGUCGGCCCCCUUCCGGAGCUCCAGCUGCCGCCUGGAGACUCGGACAGGUUCGUCUCCCGGCCCGGCCCUGGCCCCGGCCCCGGCCCCGGCCCCGGCCCGGGGCCCCGCAGUCUCCUCCGCCCGGCCCGCCUCCUUGGGGUUCGUGGCUUGCUGCUGCGCUGCUCCCCUCCGGGCCUGGUCCCCCGGAGCUCCCGCUCUUGGGCCGCGCGGCCCCUCGCUCAAGCUCGGCUCAGCUCGGCCCAGUGCCUGUCCGGCUCCCACGCCUCCAGUCCCCUCGCUCUGGCCUCCCCCCAGCCCCCAGCUUUUCCCCAUCCUUUUCCAUUCCCCCCAGUUCCCUGCCCCCAGCAUUUUCUUCCCGGGGAAGGCUUUGGGCCUGGGCCCUGGGGCCCCCCUUCCCGCAACCCCAGCCCCUCUAGUCUUAGGGCCCCUGCCCCGCCUCCCCUGCCCCUCCGCCCCUCACUCCCACCCCUCAGCCCUGGGGUUCCAGGCUCUCAGGCCUUCAUUUCCUUAGCUCCCUCCCCCUCUCUCCGCCCCACCCCCUCUCUCAGUUCCCAGGCUCUUAACCAUCAGGUUCCUGGCUCCUGGUCCCAUAGCCCAGUACAUCCCUGCUCUCACCCUCUAUCCCAACCCCAAACCCUGCCACCAUGCUGCCAUCCCAGGAGGCCUCGAAGCUGUACCAUGAGCAUUAUAUGCGGAACUCGCGGGCCAUUGGGGUGCUGUGGGCUAUCUUCACCAUCUGCUUCGCCAUCAUCAACGUGGUGGUCUUCAUCCAGCCCUACUGGGUGGGCGACAGUGUGAGCACCCCUAAGCCCGGCUACUUCGGCCUCUUCCACUACUGCGUGGGGAGCGGGCUGACUGGCCGGGAGCUCACCUGCCGAGGCUCCUUCACCGACUUCAGCACCAUCCCGUCCGGGGCCUUCAAGGCGGCUGCCUUCUUCGUGCUGCUGUCCAUGGUGCUGAUCCUGGGCUGCAUCACCUGUUUCGCCCUCUUCUUCUUCUGCAACACAGCCACAGUCUACAAGAUCUGUGCCUGGAUGCAACUGCUUGCAGCUCUGUGCCUGGUCCUGGGCUGUAUGAUCUUCCCCGAUGGCUGGGACGCGGAGACCAUCCGGGACAUGUGUGGGCAGAAGACAGGGAAGUAUUCUCUGGGGGACUGCUCUGUGCGCUGGGCGUACAUCCUGGCCAUCAUCGGUAUUCUCAAUGCCCUCAUCCUCUCCUUCCUCGCCUUUGUGCUGGGUAACCGGCAAAACGACUUGCUGCAAGAUGAACUCAAGACAGAGAGCAAAGAUUUUGUUGGCUCUGCGAACAUAACAGAGAUGCUGCCACUGGGCCUUGCCCUCUCUGGAGGCCCCGGACUGGACUCUUUCCCGCCUUUUUCUGCCAACGACGGCUCAGUGACGUGCACCUCGAAGCCUCAGAUGCUGCCAUCCUCCCUCGGGCGGCCUCCCCGAGACCCUGCUCUCCCCAGCCAGCUCACCUAAGACGAAGAUGACCUGCCUGGAGGGAAGGAGCGCGGAGUUCCGGGGUCACUCACCCUCCCCCUUCACCCGACAUCCCACUAGCCACCGACCCCUCGCGUCCACCGGGGUCCCGACAACACCGCUUUGUGUCAAACAAAAAGAGCGACUGAAUUAACUGCCGAGAUUCCGAGACGCUGGGGAAGGCUCCUGGACGGCUGUCCCUCCAUCUCCCUCCGUCCGGGACCCCUGCCCCCUCUCUCGCCCUUUCAUGCUGAACAAGAGCGACUACGGACCUGGGCGGGAGGGGAGGGGGGCGCCCCCCUCCUCCUGACCCAUCUCAGGAGGACCGCUCCACGGACUGGGCCCAGCCUGCGAGCCCCCCAGCCCCGCCCCCGGCCUGGGCCCGUUUUGUACAGCACAGAAUUCUCAGUUCUUUCGUUGGUGGGGAUGGGAGGGGGAAGGGACGAGGGGCCCGGAGACGGUCAUUCCUCUCCUCCAUCUGCCAGUGGCAGAAACUGUCCUGUUUCUUUGAUACUUUUAUGUGCAACUUGAACUUGCAGCUCACCUCCAAACAGGGUACUCCCCAUCCUUGCCCCCCUGCCGCCCCACGUCCCGUCUCCUCUCUGCACCGCCCCUCCUUCCACCACCACGUCAUGCUUUAAGCCCAUUGUUUUGGAGACUUGCGGGGCUGUCAAUGGGGCCAAGGAACGUGUGAGUGUGAGUGUGUGUGUGUGUGUGUGUGUGUG